Molecule: messenger RNA, 6699 nt
Organism: Vespula vulgaris
Lineage: Eukaryota; Metazoa; Arthropoda; Insecta; Hymenoptera; Vespidae
Gene: dpr1
Product: zwei Ig domain protein zig-8-like
Exons: 6
Coding region: 1220-2089 (289 amino acids)
Biological process (GO): synapse organization
Cellular component (GO): neuron projection membrane
Source: RefSeq, a predicted model, not a curated record
CGCCGCGAACACCGAGCGGUACCACCACCACUCGAGGUUGUCGUCGCGGCGAGAGAUCCAUGUGCGUUCGACGUCGUCCCGCGAGACGACGACGCCGUAGUAAAGAAAAAUUAGAGACGUGUACUUUCUUCUUUACUUAUUUACUUACUUACGAACGAGUGAGCAAAUCUUUGUUAUAAUAUUUUCUUUUUUUUUUACAUCGUAUACACAUCUCGGAAAGCGACUUCGCGUUUAUUUCUUUUUUUUUUUCUUUCUACGAAAUUUGAGAACGUGGAGAUUAUAAACACAUACGAAAAUAAAAGAAAAAACUGAAGGGUGUCGAAGUGUGUCGCAAAACGUUCUCGUUAAAUUUCGAUGAAAAACAAAUAAACAAUAAUUUAAUAUUUACAAGGGAAGAUUUAUAUAAGAAUGUCUCGUGAGUCAUCGAACGUUAGUCGCAAAACGCGUGAGAACUCCAACGGAGCCAAUCACGCGCGAGAACGAGACGAGGAAAAUCGGUUAUUCGUAUAUACGUCACGCAUUGUACCAACAUCGACGAGCAUUCUUCAAUUGUUUUAACGGAAUAAAAGUACACGAUCGUCUUUUGUUAACGAACGUUAAAAUACGUUAGGAGAUUAUUUUCCGUUACAUCGAUCGACCAAUCAUCGAAGAGAUUGUGGAUCUGAUCGGGCGCCGAUUGGUCGAUACUCGUAGUCGGAUAAACCGUCGUUUUUAUUGCUUUUACGACAAACGACGCAGUUCGUUCGAGCGCGUUGCACGGACCGCGCUUUUUCCACGGGGAAAAAGAAAAGAAAUAAAGCAAAUCACGAAAUAUCGUCGAAUGUGUCUCGAGAUCUUCCCGCGAGUCUUUCGUUCCUCUUUUUAACGACGAUACCAAAAGGAAAGGACGACUUCUCUCGUCGGUGCUUUUACAAUUUUUAUCGUCGAUCAUUCGCUAGAGAAGGGUGAUAAAGUUCGAAGCAGAAGUGUUAUCGGAACGCUUUAAUGGUGAUAAUCGCGCGAACGAGAGAAGGAUAAGAGUGCGAAUAAACGACGAUACGAGUGAGUGAGAAAAAAGAUCGUGAAGUUUUUAUUAGAUCGGUCAAGAAUUUUUCGGUAUAUUGUGCUCCUCGGAAGGCCAAUUCGUAUCGAACAAAAAUUGGUGCCAAUUUAUACUGGUGAAGGUGGACAACGUUAAAGUGUUAUCGACGGUGAUUCGGGUAAUGAGAAAGUGUGGAAGAUGGUGUGUCGUUGGUUCACCGUUCCGUUGCUCUCUGGUUUUUUGAUCUUCAUUGAAGUUAUUACGGUUGGUCAAGGUACUUUUGCUCGCGAUCAAAAACUUGCGGAAAGUGUAACGGGGAAUCAUAACGCCAGUGGUGCUCCGAGCUUCGACGUGAACGUUCAACGGAACGUGACGACGGCCGUAGGACAAACAGCCUUUCUUCAUUGUCGAGUACAUCGCAUGGGCGACAAGGAGGUAUCCUGGAUGCGGAAAAGGGAUAUGCAUAUCCUUAGCGCCGGGAUCCUUAUGUAUACCUCAGAUCUGAGGUUCCUAGUGAUUCAUCCGGAAAAUUCUGAGAACUGGACGUUGCAGAUCAAAUCGCCUCAAGAACGAGACUCCGGAGUUUACGAGUGCCAGGUCAGCACCGAGCCAAAAAUGUCGUUGAACUAUACUCUCAACGUCGUCGAGGCACGUGCAAGGAUAAACGGAACGUCGGAUAUUUACGUCAAAACUGGCAGUCUAUUGACAUUAACCUGUCUGAUGUCCCAAGGACCUCAUCAUUUGGGUACAGUCGCUUGGUAUCGUGGUAACCAUGCUGUAGUUACGUCUCCGCGAUUAGAAAACGACGUCAACGCGGAGCCACGUAUUACAGUUGAAACGGAAUGGAGCGAUGCUCUUACGUCAAGAUUGAGGAUCACUCAUGCGAAAUUGAGCGACUCCGGGAAUUACAGUUGUGUACCCACCUUCGCAAAGAAAGCAAGCGUUACCGUUCACGUUAUCAAUGGAGAGCAUCCAGCCGCGAUGCAGCACGGUAAUACAGCCGCAGGCUCGCCAACGUCGAAGACCGUUCUCCUCCUGCUCGUCUUUUUCUUGGGCAGAUUGAGAUAAUGUGCGAGCGCAUGAACUCAAACAAGUCAAAGCAAGGCCUGAAGAAAAUUCAGCGAAAUCGCGAGAUUCACGAUCGUUCGUUCCUUCUACGGAACGAUUUGAAAAAAUCGCGAGGCGCGAAUUUCGAACGAAUUUUCUUUUAUUCAAAUUCGCGCCGAAGUCAUCUGAGAUAUGGAACGCUAUAUAAAGGAGUUGCAACAUGCGAGAAGUACUCUUAUCGAUUUUGAAAGGAUAUGAAAAUAAUAUCGAUAAUACCGAUCGAGUUGAUUCGAAAUCGAUGAAUCGAUAAAUUGAAGGAGAUAAAAAAGAAAAAAGGAAAGGAUGAUAGUGAAGGUUGGCUAAAAAUACGCGAGAGUACCAAAUGUGCCGGUUUAUCUUCGAUCGAGUAAAGUCGAUCGAAAAGGUCAAAGUUCGAGGAGAGAGGAGAAUAGAAAAAAGAGAAGAGAAGAGACGAGGAAAGUUCGUUCGAUGAGAUCGCGAUGGAAUUCCGCGGAACGUCGUUUCUCUACAAUAAACGUAAUUUAUAUUCGCGCACGUCCCCGCUCGUCCACUAAACGACGAACUCAUAAAUUAUUUCCCCACGAAGCCGGAUUUUAAUUUCGUCGGCGAUGGAUUGCGUAAGCGAACGUAUGCGCAUAUAUGUACGCGAUAUUCUUAUACGUGUGAAAGAUACACGCACGCAUAAACACAGAUAUACACACCAUAGACACGUACAAAAAAAAGAAAAAAAGGAAAAGAGAGCGCGCGCGCGCGCACGAGAGAGAGAGAGAGAGAGAGAGAGAAAUACGUUGCGAGGACGCAGAGAUCGAUCUAAGGAAAACACACAUUAGAUUAUAAUGACGGCUGACGGGUCCUCCGCUAUCGUAAGAGAGCUCUACGCAAAACUAUAAAUCAGAAAAGUGCAUAAUAUAGUGUCGCAUGCGCAAACUCAUAAAUCAGAUUAAACCGUGCAUAUAGUCUGGGCGAGUAAGAAAAAGGAAGCGUUUGUUACAUGGGAUUAUCGAUUCGAGCGUUCCUUGCUCUACUUCAAAAUCGGAACGUAUUUCUUUUUCUCUUUUCGUUUCUUUCCUUUUCUUUCCUUUCCUUUUAUUUUCUCUUAUUUUCUUCUCUUUACUUUUUCCUUUCGUCUUCAUUUUUCUUCAUCGUCUCUCUCUCUCUCUCUCUUUUUCUCUCUCUCUCUCUCUUUCUCUUCUUUCCAUGCUUUAGAAACGUUCUCUUUUCACGCGGAGAAUUCGAAAAGAUCGAACGAUGACGAGGACGGUUACGUUUUUCUUCCAGACGUAGAGAUAAAGAAAUAGAAGAAGAAAAGAAGACGAAAUUAUACGAUCGCGAGUUUGUAAGAUAAUACCUUGAAAAAUCUAUUAGACGAUAAAAUUUCUAGCUUGGAAGAGUGAACUUCUCCCUCUCUCUCUCUCUCUCUCUCUCUCUCUCUCUUCUGUUUCUUUCCUUUUCUUUAUUCGCGAAAAACAAUGUGUCCUUUGUAAAAGCAUCGACGUGAAUUCCGUUCGUUUCGAAUGAACGUUCGACUGUGAAACAAUCACGAACAAAAAUGAAAGAGAAGAAGAAAUAAAAAAGGAAGAAAAGAAAAAAGGGUAAAGGCCUCGGCAACUCGGUGGAUAUAUCGAUAUAAUGGCAAGCUAUUAUUAUCACGGAUGGAAAUUCUAGAUUUGCGAGAAAACUUUGGAAAUUUUAAUGCAACCAAGCUGAAUCGCGAAUCGUUUCGAGGGGGAAAAUUGGAACGCGACGGUUGUCAAUAAAUUUAUAAGCAUUCCGAUAUUGGAGAAUCGUACUCGUAUACUGCAUGUGCAAGUACGUAUAUGUGUGCGUAUAUACACGCACAGAUACACACGACACACACGUUUAUAUGCAUAUACGUAUAUGUACAAACAUAAAACUCGAUGGAUUCUACCUACAUAUUUCCUUCUUGCACGACCACAAUUUGAUCCUAGCGUUGGGUUCGCGAAAGAAAUGGCGAUAUAAACUCUGACAUGGAGCGGUUUAAAAUGAUUUUCUGCUGGCGUACAUCUGCGCGCUUCCAUGCUGAAACGAAUGACGCACACGGAAAAUAAAUCUUUUCCAAAGAUGUUCGCCGUUUAGUAUCUUCUAUAAGAAACGAACUUACGACACUUACAUUGACUCGAAAAAAGAUCGAUUUCACUCUUUUGCAUAUGUAUCAAUGUUGACCCAGUUAUUAGAAUCACGUCUUAUUCUUUCUUCAAGCAUAUAUAACAAUUUUUUCGAUAAUGAUUAUACGGAAAAGAAAUGUACGAUGUAACGUCAGAUUUAUCUCUUCCCAAGAUCAUAUAUUUUUUAUCUAUAAAUUGAUAUAUUUAUAAUGCUCUUGACAGAUAGAAUAUUCAAAUACGAUCGAAGCAACGAUAUAUAAGAUUUUAAAAGACUAUAAAGGACCGUACUUACCGGAAACGAUCAUUGAAAAUCGUCAGAGCACUUUUUGCAUAGGGAAAGUUUUUUAACGAUUAUCCUUUUCCUUCGAAAAAGUGAAAAGGGUAUUCGAACUUUCGAUUAAUUUUCUCCAAGAAUAUGAUUAACGCUCUUUCAAACUGCUUCAAAAGUACGCUAAGUAAUAAAUCUAGUUUCAGGAUAGUUUCGGGAUAUCUCGGCCGGUAUCCUCGUAACAAAAAUGAAGAAAAAUAAUUUUCUCGCGUUUGAUGGAAAGCGAUAAAUAUUUGAGUGUUUCACAUUAAAAUCGUAUAUCUAGUUUACUUCAAACAUCCAUUUUCGUGCACGUAAAAAUAAUGCUUCUUUAAUUCGCCAUUCAGGAAAUGAAAUAGGUAGUUCAAUUUCGAAUGGAGCCAAUACUGUCGAUCGCGUAUCGUAAAAAACAAAAGUAAUUCCUGAUGGAUAUAGAAAAUCGAUGUGAAUAUAAAGACACAUCGUGUUUCUAUGUCAAAUGCGUAUCAAUGUUGCACUUAUUAUCGUAAAGAUUCUAGAAGAUAUUAUCUCUAAAGAUUCUAAAUAAAAUUUUUAUACUUCUUUACGAAGUUAUUUUUAACAAACUCAUCGACUUUCGAAUUUCUACUCCUUCUUUAUUCGUUCCAACUUUCUUUCCAAUUCUUUACGAUUCGAGGAUAUAACAUUAGAGAUAUUCCCGGGCUUCGUAAAAUAUCUCGAAUGAUUCUAUGAUAAGCAUUUGCCGGCUUACAUCGAAACGAUAUUUCCUCAAGGGAGACCGAAUUUCGAAAGAAAGUACUACAAAUUUUUCUGAGUCUUGAUUCCUUGAAUCUUCUCUUAAAUAUACACGCCCUUUCCGUAAACGUGAUUUUUUGCCCUUAGCUGAGAUUCGAGCUGAAUCUUGAGUAGAGAAAAAGGAAAAAAAAAGAAAAACGAAAGAAAAGAUCAUAUUGAGAAAUUCGUUCGACGCAAAGACAAAAAAGAUUUUUUUAUUAAUUAUCGUUACGACUAAUUUCACCGUCCGAGAGUUUAUAAAGUUAUGUUAGGAAAGGAGCACUCCUCGCCACUAAACGUACUUUUUACGAUUUCGUAUUUUAAUAAAAGAGAGCGAUGGCAGAACUAAUUCGUUCAUUAAGUUUGCGCUCGUAAAAUAAAAACUAUCGUUUCCACGUCGGAACCAAAAACAAAUAUAAAUUUUACACGAUGACUGGCUAGAAUAUUUCUAACGAGUCAUAUUCUUCGCAAAAAUGUAUGAUACGAAAACUUCAAAGAAAAUCCAACUCUAGAAAAUCCAAGGAUCGAAUGUAAUAAAACAAACAGGAGAGAAUGGGAAUUAAUUUUCUUGUCGAUGCUUUUACAUUUUCUCGAAAAUGGAAAACGUAUGUAUUCCCGUCCCGUCGUCGGUUAAUCAUCGUUUUCAUGAAUAAAACGAUGAAAAGGAAAUGGCACUUUUCUAUGGCUUGAUCCUUGAAAAUUUUAAUCGUAUGUUUCAACGCGAAACGAACUGUAUGUUAUAUUUGCUUGAUGGAAUGAAAGACUGCGUUUAUCAGGGAGAAUGAGAGAGAGAGAGAAUGAAAUGAAGAAAAAACUGCGUUCUCUCCGCACUGACCAUAGAGAGAGUGAGAGAGAGAAAGAGAGAAACAUACAUAGAGAGAGAGUGAAAAAGAGAAUGAGAUUGAGAGAGAGUGAGAAAGAAAGAGUGAAUGAAAUAAAAAAAAAAAAAUGUUAAGUGUAAACUGAGUGUGUCAAAAAGUAUAAAUUAAGAUUGAAAAGAAAAAAAAAGAAAAAAAAAAGAAGAACGAACAAAGAAAACGACGACAAACGGAGAUAUCGACGUUGGAGUAGGUAGAAUACAAUUAUCCCUUCAGCAGAAUACUUUCUACUACGGUAUAAGUGUUAAACAAAAUUAACGAAAAAAAAAGCGUAAAAAAGAAAAAAAAAAAACAGAAAAAAGAACAGGUAAAACAGUAGGAAAGUAAUAUCGUAACAAAAAGAAUAAAAGAAAAAAAAGAAAAAAGAAAAAAAAAAGAAACCAAACAAACUUAUAUCUAGUCAAACUCUCGUAUGAUUUACACCAUGAAUAACCCAACUGUGUUCCUCCUACCACAACUUUCACAUCUUCUUUUCACGCGAUUCUCGACGUAUUAUUGUACAAAAAUGUUUUACUCUUGUAAAUAAAUUAUCCGUAUGAAGAUGUA